GUCCUGUGGGAUUCAGGACAACUAACAUAUUUGAUUUAUUUGUUUAAAUUAAUCUAACAUUAAAAUACACCUUUUACUCAAAAUGAUAUUCUGGAUUUAAUCUGUUUUCUACACAAACAUUUGAAGGACUUUAUCACACAAGUAAAAACUAUUUGGGGAUUUCAUUCCUUCUACAGCAGUGAUUCAUUCUUCUAUUUUUCAUCUGCUGUAUCAGCAUCAUCAAACAGUAUUUCAGGGAAAAAGAAGAGCUAAUUCUGAAAACUGAGGAGCUGUCUCCAAACCCAGAGGUACCAAGAAGAGUUCACCUCCUAAAAGCUUAUGGCUCCGGUGUUUUUAACUGAGAAAUGAUCUCUAGAUUGUAAACAAACCACUCGUAUCUCUCUCUAACCGCUCCUCUUCCUGGAAUGAAGCAGAGCCUGAUAUCGCCUCCCUCCUCUUCCUCAUCUCAAACACAAGCUGCACUCUGUCCUCUUAUUUCCUCGUUCCCUCCCCUUCAGAUCUACAGUUUUGAAGAUGGGUGUAACCGACAUGGUGGUGCAGUGAGAGCUGACAGGCUGCAUUCAGUGCACAUGUUGUUUAGAUCAGAGCUCAAACUAGUUUCACUUCUCAGGAAGUGAGACUCAGACAGUCGUCGUCUCUGAGAGGUGAAAUGGCGCAGCAAGGAGUUCAGCUGGACCACCAAAGGUUCUCUUGUUCCAUCUGUCUGGAUCUACUGAAGGAUCCGGUGGCUACUUCCUGUGGACACAGCUACUGCAUGAACUGUAUUAAAGGCUUCUGGGAUGGAGAGGAUGAGAAGAAGAUCUACAGCUGUCCUCAGUGUAGGCAGACCUUCACACCGAAGCCUGUCCUGAUGAAAAACACCAUAAUAUCAGAUUUAGUGGAGGAACUGAAGAAGACUGGACUCCAAGCUGCUCCUGCUGAUCACUGCUAUGCUGGACCUGAAGAUGUAGCCUGUGAUUUCUGCACUGGGAGGAAACUGAAAGCCUUCAAGUCCUGUCUGGUGUGUCUGGUCUCUUACUGUGAGAAACACCUCCAGCCUCAUUAUGAUGUGGCUCCAUUAAAGAAACACAAGCUGGUGGAGCCCUCCAAGAAGCUCCAGGAGAACAUCUGCUCUCGUCACGACGAGGUGAUGAAGAUUUUCUGUUGUACUGAUCAGCAGUGUAUCUGUUAUCUCUGCUUAAUGGAUGAACAUAAAGGCCACGACACCGUCUCAGUUGCGGCAGAAAGGACCGAGAGGCAGAGAGAGCUGGAGGUGAGUCGACUCAACAUCCAGCAGAGGAUCCAGGACACAGAGAAAGAUGUGAAGCUGCUCCAACAGGAGGUGGAGGCUGUGAGUCGCUCAGCUGAUAAAGCAGUGGAGGACAGUGAGAAGAUCUUCACCGAGCUGAUCCGUCUCAUGGAGAAAAGAAGCUGUGAUGUGAAGCAGCAGGUCAGAUCCCAGCAGGAAACCGAAGUGAGUCGAGUCAAAGAGCUUCAGGAGAAGCUGGAGCAGGAGAUCACUGAGCUGAAGAGGAGAGACGCUGAGCUGAAGCUGCUGUCACACACAGAGGAUCACAACCAGUUUCUACUCAACUACCCCUCACUGUCACCGCUCAGCGAGUCUACAUCCAGCAUCAAUAUCCGUCCUCUGAGAUACUUUGAGGACGUGACGGCGGCUGUGUCAGAAGUCAGAGAUAAACUACAGGACGUUCUGAGAGAGAAAUGGACAAACGUCUCACAGACAGUGUCUAAUGUGGAUGUUUUACUGCCACAACCAGAGCCCAAGACCAGAGCUGGAUUCUUACAGUAUUCACGAGAAAUCACACUGGAUCAAAACACAGCGCACACAUGGCUGUUAUUAUCUGAGGGGAACAGAAAAGCAACAUUAAUGAGAAAACAACAGUCUUAUUCUAGUCUCCCAGACAGAUUCACUGAUUGGUGGCAGGUCCUGAGUAGAGAGAGUCUGACUGGACGUUGUUACUGGGAGGUGGAGUGGAGAGGGUUAGGAGUUCAUGUAGCAGUCGCAUACAAGAGUAUCAGGAGAGCAGGGAGGGGGGGUGAAUGUAGAUUUGGAUACAAUGACAAAUCUUGGGCGUUAGAUGUUGACAAUAACAGUUAUACAUUUCGGUACAACAGUGUUCAAACUCCCGUCUCAGGUCCUCCGUCCUCCAGAGUAGGAGUGUACCUGGAUCACAGUGCAGGUAUUCUGUCCUUCUACAGCGUCUCUGAAACCAUGACUCUCCUCCACAGAGUCCAGACCACAUUCACUGAGCCUCUCUAUGCUGGACUUGGGCCUUAUGAUUAUGAUAACACUGCUGAGUUGUGUAAACUGAAAUAGACAGAAGUCAUUUAAAGGGACAGAGGGUUAAAUUGUCAGAUCGCUAAAUAGAACAAGACUCUUUGUAAAGAGAUCUAGAAUCACAUUGAUGUGAUGUUGUUGUUGUUCUGAGGUAUUCUAGAAGUGUAAUCAUCCUGAUCAUAAUCAAUAAGGAGAUCAUUCAUUAUUCUCUUUCUCAUGGCUGAGAUUCUGGUCAAACCAACUGAUGGUGAACAUGAGAUCAUUGAAUCCUUUAACAGACUUUACAGAUGGGAUGUGUGAACAAAGUGACGCUUCACAUGAUGAAUAAACUAACGUGAACAAAG
Molecule: messenger RNA, 2622 nt
Organism: Sebastes umbrosus (honeycomb rockfish)
Lineage: Eukaryota; Metazoa; Chordata; Actinopteri; Perciformes; Sebastidae
Product: tripartite motif-containing protein 16-like
Exons: 2
Coding region: 650-2317 (555 amino acids)
Molecular function (GO): protein binding; zinc ion binding
Source: RefSeq, a predicted model, not a curated record